Messenger RNA from Eurytemora carolleeae, 1292 nucleotides. RefSeq names its product T-box transcription factor TBX1-A. The record is from RefSeq and is a predicted model, not a curated record. Gene Ontology annotation, biological process: cell fate specification; regulation of transcription by RNA polymerase II; positive regulation of DNA-templated transcription. Bases 147 to 1292 code for a protein of 381 amino acids. NCBI's taxonomy places the organism in Eukaryota, Metazoa, Arthropoda, Copepoda, Calanoida, Temoridae. Gene Ontology annotation, molecular function: DNA-binding transcription factor activity, RNA polymerase II-specific; RNA polymerase II cis-regulatory region sequence-specific DNA binding. The transcript has 7 exons. Gene Ontology annotation, cellular component: nucleus.
ACUGUAGAGUGUGAAGGUGAUAACAGCUGGUAGAUAUCUAUCCAUGCAAACCCAGGAUAUAUUCAGAUAUAUAGACGUGCAGACAGCUAUAUUCAUCUAGAUAGAUAGAUAGACAGAUAGAUGGAGAUGUGAACAAGGAGUGAAAGAUGGAUGCAGAAACACAAAUAGAGAAAAUGCAGAGUUUUCACUGGGAUCAGAACCAGAACCAGAAUCAGAAUCAGAACCAGAACCAGAAUCAUAAUCAACUUCUUCACAGUCAAUCUUUUCAACAAUCAUCAAAGCACAGUUCAGGUUGUAUGGGAGAGGAGGACCCUGUAGACCCAGAUAUUCCGGUCCAUCCUAAACUAUCAGGGGUCCAGGUCCACCUAGAGAUGAAGUCCCUCUGGGAGGAGUUCCAUGAACUAGGAACAGAAAUGAUUGUGACUAAGGCCGGCCGGCGAAUGUUCCCGACCUACCAGGUCCGGCUGUUCGGCCUCGACCCCAUGGAGGACUACAUGCUCGUCAUGGAUUUUAUACCGUGUGAUGAUAAGAGAUACAGAUACGCCUUCCACACCUCGAGCUGGGUUGUGGCGGGUAAAGCGGAUCCAAACUCUCCGCCUCGUAUACAUGUACAUCCGGAUUCUCCGGCCAAAGGAACCCAAUGGAUGAAGCAAGUAGUUUCCUUUGAUAAACUCAAGCUUACGAAUAAUCAACUAGAUGACAACGGACAUGUGAUUUUGAAUUCUAUGCAUCGGUAUCAGCCUCGUCUGCAUGUUAUAUUCAUCCAUCCUCGAAAUGAGGCCUCCGCCUCGACCCCGGCCUCACAUCAAAACUUUAAAACAUUCAUCUUCACAGAAACUAAAUUCACAGCAGUCACAGCUUACCAAAACCAUAGAAUAACACAACUAAAGAUUGCCAGUAAUCCAUUUGCGAAGGGGUUUAGAGACUGUGAUCCUGAAGAGUGUAUGGGAGGAGGAGAGAAGGUUCACCAGGAUCAGGAUCAGGAUCAAGGAAGAGAUUGUUCUCAAGAAUCACAAUGUGGGAUCUUAAACCCGACCUUUCUCCAACAACAGCAACAACAACAACAAGCUCAGCAACAACAACAACAACAAAUUCAACAACAUACAUUGCUUGAAAAAUCAAGAAAAGAUUUACCGAGUCCGGGUUCUGUUUCUACCGCGUGUAGUCUAGGCUACGAGGCGGGGAUGUUGAAGUAUCCUGGAUACUAUAAACCUACCUCCCGUCCUUCCCCCUACUCAUAUCCCUACCCCAGAUACUCAUAUGAGUAUGCAAACCCCCACCUACCCAGAUAA